AUGGUACCAACACCGCGAGACCGCCCUAUGACGCUAAGAAAAACCCUUGGGCAGCUACAAAAUUUUACGAUUCAGAAGCCAUACCGACGCAGACGUCGCUCCACUAGCUCGAUCUCCUCUGCCGUAACAAUAUCCAGCAACGUGUCAUCGAAUGGCCCCGAAAGCAAGACAGCAAACCUCCCUGGGGCGAUUCGAGGCCUCGAGCAUAAUGAAAUACCGACAGCAUGGGUGAGAACGGGCCCUGCUUAUUAUGCAGGCGGUCAUCGGAGAGAAGAUUUUCUAAAGAAAUUGACGCAAUGCGAAGCUGAUGAUCUUGAAAGCUGGAAAUUCGCUAAGGGCCAGGCCUGGAAAUUAGCGGACCCCGGUUGUGAACCUUGGGUGCUAUUGGAAGAAGUUGGCGAAACAGCGGAGCGACCGCAACCACUUUCCAUUGAUCAAACGGGAGGAGCGGAGGAAUAUGAGGUGGACCACAUUGUAGCCGAAGCUACCGAUAGUUCGGGAGCAAGCCACUAUCUUUUGCACUGGAAAAACUGGAAGGCUGCCGAUUCGACUUGGCAACUGGCGAAGACCGUUAGACGCACGGCCCCCUUACUGUGCGAACGCUUUCGGCUACGUACUCAAGCGUUGCGCCAUGUUAUGGAUCAUCUUACUGACGAUCAAAAAAUAAAUUUGAAAAAAUUCGAGUUUACAACGGAUAUGAAGGCGUGGAAUUUGAUGCGAGCCGAGACAAAGAGUACUUGGAAACUGCUGCAGAUUGAGGGACUGUACAACGAGGCGUUAAAUGCAGCUGGGUUGCCUCCGAUUUGGGUUGAGAAUUGGUCUGUGGCGGAGCGCUUUGACAUGCCGUCAAGCUUUCAGUACAUUACCGAGAAUAUCACGUCGGCCCGUGCGUCGGCUGCGCUCAAAGCUCUAGCAGAGGAAUACCACGCGCCGCUCUGCGUCUGCACCGACGGGUGUAGCUCAAAAGCAACGGCAUGUUGUCUAAAGGCUUCUGAUGGCAUCGCUUUCAAGCCAAUUGACUCCGAUCCGGUAUUCCGCAUCGUCGAGAGCAUCGAUUACACCCCAAUCCUGCAGUGUGGGCCGGAUUGUAGAUGUAAUCGAGACAACUGCACGCAACGAGUCCUCACCGAUGAUGGGCGCCCGAUUCCUUUGAUACUGUUCUACGAGGGGCGCAAGGGAUACGGCAUCCGCACUCCAGUCAGAAUCCCAAAAGGCGCCUUUGUUGGGGAAUAUGUAGGCGAGGUGCUGACUGCAGAAGAAGCCGACGAACCCACGCGGGGCACAAUUUACCAGCAUUAUCUAAUGAAAGGCCAUGCGGCUCUCGGAGAGGAACGACUGGUCGUUGACGCAAUGCAUUAUGGUAAUGCGAUGAGGUUUAUCAAUCACUCAUGCGACCCGAACGUUGUCACACAAUACGUUCUUUGGGAUCGCCAUGGUGCCUACAACGCGAAAGUGGCCUUCAUCGCCAUCCGAACCAUCCAACCCGGUGAGGAGCUCACUUGUGACUUCCAACCAAAUGUCCUCGAGCCGUUGGGCGAAAACGGAUGCUUUAUGCGAUGCCUAUGUGGUGCCGCCCGCUGCAAGAAAUUUUUGGCUGGAACCGCACGGGAGGAU
This is a messenger RNA of Mesorhabditis spiculigera, 1614 nucleotides long. The record is from the annotation of a GenBank genome assembly. NCBI's taxonomy places the organism in Eukaryota, Metazoa, Nematoda, Chromadorea, Rhabditida, Rhabditidae.